AUGGAAAAUAGCAGCACAGUUUUUCAAGAAUCUGAGAAGUUUAUUGAAUAUGCAAAAAUUGACAACGACGUCACCACUAGUUACACUAGAAGCAUUGACCAGAUAGUUACUGAUAAAAUUGCAUUGGCUAAUGUAACUUCUAUAGAGGAAGAUCGCGAGGGAAGGAAGAAGAUGAUACAACACUAA
Molecule: messenger RNA, 186 nt
Organism: Cinara cedri
Lineage: Eukaryota; Metazoa; Arthropoda; Insecta; Hemiptera; Aphididae
Source: the annotation of a GenBank genome assembly